GACGUGGAGCUCUGUCCAUCUGCAGACAAACCUCACACAAACCUACGGAUCUCAUAAAGUUAUCCUGCUAAUUCACUCUAACGCUCGUGUUUGUGUGUGGAUGAGUGUGUGUGUGACCGCUGGAAGCGCGACGAGAGAAGGAUGAAGCUAAAAGAAAUUAACCGAACGGCCAUCCAGGCCUGGAGUCCAGCACAGCAACACCCCAUCUACCUGGCUGCAGGAACGUCGGCCCAGCAGCUCGAUGCCACCUUCAGCACCAAUGCAUCUCUGGAGAUCUUUGAACUGGAUCUCUCUGAUCCUGCUUUAGCCAUGAAGUCAUGUGGUUCGUUCUCCUCUCCACACAGAUACCACAAACUAGUCUGGGGUCCACGUGGCAUUGAAGACCAGAGUUUGCCAUCGGGUGUCCUCAUCGCUGGAGGAGAGAAUGGCAACAUUAUCCUCUAUGACGCCUCCAAAAUCAUUGCUGGAGACAGUGAAGUGAUUAUUGCCCAGAGCGAGAAACAUACGGGACCAGUAAGAGCUCUCGAUGUCAACUCGUUUCAGUCAAACCUUGUGGCCUCCGGGGGAAAUGAGUCAGAAAUCUACAUUUGGGAUUUGGACAACUUAAACUCCCCAAUGACGCCAGGACCUAAAACACAGCCCCUAGAGGACAUCAGCUGUGUUGCGUGGAACAAACAGGUGCAGCACAUCCUGGCCUCGGCCAGUCCCAGCGGAAAAGCUUCAGUCUGGGAUCUGAGAAAGAACGACCUGAUCAUCAAAGUCAGCGACCACAGCAACAGGAUGCAUUGCUCUGGUCUGGCCUGGAACCCGGAGGUGGCCACUCAGCUGGUUCUGGCGUCUGAAGACGACCGAAUGCCUGUCAUCCAAAUGUGGGACCUGCGCUUUGCCACCUCCCCUCUCAAAGUGCUGGAGAGCCACACAAGGGGUGUUUUGGCCAUAGCCUGGAGUGAAGCAGAUCCAGAGCUGCUCCUGAGCUGCGGGAAAGAUAACCGGAUCCUGUGCUGGAACCCCAACACGGCUGAGGUUCUGUAUGAGCUGCCCACCAGUACUCAGUGGUGUUUUGACAUCCAGUGGUGUCCCAGAAACCCAGCUGUGCUGUCUGCUGCUGCCUUUGAUGGCCAUAUCAGCAUCUACUCCGUUAUGGGAGGGAGCAAUGACAACGCCAGUACUUUACAGGCCGAACAGUUAAGUAGUUCAUUUGGAAAUAUGGAUCCUUUUGGAACGGGCAAGACGCUGCCGCCUUUACAGCUGCCUCAGACUGCCACGACCCAAAGCACCGUCACACCUCUCAAAAAACCCCCCAAAUGGAUCCGUAGACCAGUUGGAGCGUCUUUUGCUUUUGGUGGAAAACUAGUCACUUUGGACAACGUCAAGCCAGCGGCCCAACAGCCCCAGCAGACUGCUGCCCAUGUCGUUCAUAUCAGUCAGGUUGUGACAGAAACCGAUUUCCUCGGUCGCUCGAACCAACUCCAGGCGACACUCACUGCAGGAAAUUUCCUUGAGUACUGCCAAACCAAGAUUGAAGCUGCUCAGAGUGAAUUUGAGAAGACCGUUUGGUCUUUUCUGAAGGUGAACUUUGAAGAAGAUGCACGGGGGAAAUAUUUGGACCUUUUGGGAUACAAGAAGGAAGAGCUCGCUUUAAAGAUUGCAUCAGCAUUAGAAAGGAACUGCAAAUCUGAUGAGGCCGAUGUGCUUUCACUCAUACCUUCUUCCAUACCUCACCAUUAUCCCGCUCCUGUUCCCGUGUCAAACCCUGUGCCUGACCCUGUUUCCAAGCCUGAACCAGUCCUUGAAACUCAGUCAGAAACUGAACCCAUUGCUGUGUCGGCUCAGCCUCAGCUCGAGCCAAAAUAUCCAAGUUCUCCAAACCUUGAGCUAAACCUAGAGUCUGUGAACGAACCUCUGCUUGAGCCCACAAUUGUCCCCAGUGCCAGAACCCAGAAACCUCAGUCACAGCCCUCAGUGGACUUCACCCCACCAAUAGAUCUUACCUACUCCUUUGACCAGACGCCUAUAUCCACACCCACAUCACAGGUUGAUUCUUCUGGUCAACUGAUGGUCACAGCUCAAGAGCAGUCACAGUCUGUGCCACUCUUUGCACCUCAGCAUCUGGGAUCUUCAGAUCUACUGUUACCUCCUCAAUCUGCUGCUGCGAUGGUGCCACAAGAGUCUCUUCCUUCAUGUGCACAAACAGUUGAGUUUCAGCAAUCUGUGGCAGUCAAUCAACAAGCAUCUGGUGCAGUGCAUUCUGGGCCAGUGCUGCCAGCUGAACCUCUUGAGUCUGUACAAGAACCUACUGUUGAUAUACAACAGCCAGCAUCUGAUGUGAUGCCACCAUGUAGUAGCUCUCAGCCGCGGGCCGCUCUUGGCCUUUCUCCAGAUAUCUUGCCUCAAGAAGCCAUGAGCUUGCAAACUCCAGUUGACUCCCAAACACCUGCACCAGAAUCUGAUUUGAGGACACAGCGUUCUGUUUCUGAGACUGAUCUUCUGAAUACCAGUGAUUGCCGGCCUGUGCUACAUGUCGAAGAGGUUUCUGGUUGUGGUGACCCAAAUAAAUCCAGGGCUAAAGAGGCAGCGACACUGGAGGAGAAGAAAAGCCCUGUUGAGGAAGAAGAAGAAGAGCCGCCUGCCGCUGAGACACCUGACCUAGACGAGAUUCCUUUUGAAGAUGAAGAACCUGCUGCUGAGGAGACGUCCAACACAGACAUUACUCCAGCUCCUACUUCAGACACCGUUAACCUCAAAGUUAGCCAGGACAUUGAUGGGCUGAUCACCCAGGCACUGCUGACUGGGGAUUACGAAGCUGCUGUUAACCUCUGUCUGCAUGACAACCGAAUGGCUGACGGCAUCAUCCUGGCUAUUGCCGGAGGUCCCGAGCUUCUGGCAGAGACUCAGAAGAAAUACUUCAGCAGAACUCAAAGCAAAAUCUCUAAGCUCAUUAGUGCUGUGGUGAUGAAGGACUGGUUGGACAUUUUGGAGACAUGUGACCUGCAGAACUGGAAGGAAGCGCUGGCUGCAGUAAUGACUUACGCAAAGCCAGAGGAGUUCUCCUCACUCUGUGGUCUGCUGGGCUCCAGGCUGGAGGCUGCUGAGGACACAGAACUGCAGGCUCAGGCCUGUCUCUGCUACAUCUGCGCAGGCACGGUAGAGCAGCUGAUCGCCUACUGGGCCAAAGCUCAGGACUCCUGCAGCCCGCUGGCACUGCAGGAGCUGGUUGAGAAGGUGGUGGUCCUGCAGAGAGCUGUCCUGAAAGCUCAGGGUGGUGUUUCUCCUGAUAUGGGUGCACUGCUGGCAGAGAAGAUGAAUCAGUACGCCAGUCUGCUGGCUUCACAGGGCAGCUUACAGACGGCCAUAUCCUACCUGCCCACCAACACUCAACAGGUUGCUGUGCAUCAGCUGCGUGAUCGUCUGAGCAGAGCUCUGGGUCAGCAGCAGCAGUCUGGAGUGAGGCAGACGCUUCCCGCUCCUGUACCAGUGCAGACGUUCACACAACCUCAACCUCCACAGGUCCCCGCGCAGCCCGCCACACACCCUCAGUAUUACCCACAGGGUAGAUCCGCCACUACUGUCACGUCCUGGAGUAACCAAACCCCUACAGCUCUGCCCAGUGUCCCUCGCCCACUCGUGCCUGCCGCUGACCCGCAGGUGGAGUCCUCCGCUCCAGCCUUUGGCCUUCAGUCUCCAGUGAGUGCGUCCGCUCCGUUCCUGUACUCCCAGCAGUACCAGAACUAUCCUCCUGCUCAGCAGUUCACGCCUGCCGCCGGGACUCCUGGCAUCUAUCAGCCUCUUCAGUACUCUUCCUCUACGGCUUCUCCUCUUCAUCCUCCACCCUCCUCCUCCUCCUCUGCUGUCUAUCCUCCACAGUUCAUGCAUCCUGCCUCCUCUCAGCCGGCAGCUCCUCCUGUGAUUCCUGGGCCUCCUCAGGGAGGUCAGCCUUUCUCUCCUCCUCCUCUCUCUUCUGGCGUGUCUUUCCAGCAUGGUGGGCCAGGGUCGCCCGCGGCUUAUCUUCCUCCUCCGGUCGCCAGAGCUCCAGGUACUCAGAAUGAACCCGCACUGAUUCCAGCCUCCCAGAGAACAGGAGGAUUAAAUCAAGACUCAACCUGGUCUUUGGAAGGACCUCAGAACGGCUGGAACGAUCCUCCCGCACUCAACAGAGCUCACAAAAAGAAGAAGAUGCCAGAAAACUUCACUCUACCAGCACCCAUUACAGCACCCAUCAUGGCCCCUUUAGGAGACCCUCAGGUCCCUGCUGCCCAAACCAUGCAGACCCUUCAGCAACAACAACAGGGUCCAGAUCAGCCUGUGGGCCCAGCCACCUUCAGCCCCAUCCAGCAGCAGCCACUGGGACCCCCGGGCAGAAACCCCAGCAUGCCUCUGGGCAACAUGGAGGGUGCGCCUGGAGCGCCAAUUGGAGAUGUCAUAAAGCCACUUCAGUCCAUACCGGCUGAGAAGAUCACUAAGAAGCCAAUCCCUGAGGAGCACAUGGUUCUGAAGACCACUUUUGAGGGACUUAUCCAGAAAUGCUUGGCUGCUGCUUCAGACCCGCAAACCAAGAGGAAGUUGGAUGAUGCUCAUAAGAGGCUCGAGUAUCUCUACGACAAGCUGAGAGAGCAAACACUGUCUCCAGCUAUAGUCAGUGGUCUGCACAGUAUGGCCCGCAGCAUCGAAUGCCGCUCCUACACCGACGGACUCAACAUCCACACACACAUCGUGAGCAGCAGCAACUUCAGCGAGACGUCCGCUUUCAUGCCUGUCCUGAAGGUGGUGCUGACACAAGCCAACAAACUGGGUGUUUGAUAUCCGCUGUCUGUAACACACAAACCAACAAGUAUUCUCAAACCCUCAAGCCAUCAUUCCAGGACCAGUUGUGCAUAUACUUCGCCAGUCUUAACCGAUCUGGUUUACAGCGACGUUUUUGUUGUUUAUUCUUAGUUUUUUUUGUCACAUGUUUUAAUGUUGUUGUUGUUAUUACAUAUUUGUAAUCAUGACAGAGCAGAGUGCAAUAGGGCUUUCCCCUUUUAUGUCUCCAGUUUUAAUGGUAAAUUAGCUUCAUAAAAUGAAAUGCGAGUUUUAUGCUUUAGCGGCAAGCUAAUCGUUUCAAGUGCACCGUGCAUCAUUUUUAAUUUAUGCUAUUCAUUUGGCAUGAUUAUUUUGAGUUUUAAGAUGUUUACGAUUAUCGCAGCUCCUCUGCAUUUCAAUUUAUUUUCUGGGAAUCUUCUUUGAUUUACGUUACGACAUCAUUUCUGCAGAUGAAGUUUGGAUUUGGCAUCAAGGUAACAUGAAUUGCAAUGAAUUUUUAUUUAAGCAGUUUAUUUGAUUUAGUAUUUGGCAUUCGUACAAUUGGAAAUUUACGAUUAAAUCUUGACUUAUGUUUGUUUCAUAAUAAUGCUGCCUGUCUUUUAUUGUACAUCACCACAUGUUUUAAACAUCUUUUCACAUCUUACUUCUGAAACAAAGGGCAAAAGAAAUAGGAUCUGAAGUGUGAAAAAAGGUCAGGCUACAAUAAAGGGAAUGUUUCUUUUUUUUUAUAAUCAUCCUUUUUUUUCUUUUUUUAAAUCAGUCUCAGCCAGCUAUCGUUCUGUUAGUAAGUCUGUUUUGAGCAAUUUUGCAUAUGGCUGCACAAAAGUUUGGAGGCUUGCUCUAAAACGCUGGGUUUUUUAUGCAAUCUGUGUACGGUCUCAGUAAUUGAGAUUGCACUGUAAAUCUGAUGACUUUUUUUGCAGUUUUAUUAAAAACAAAUUAAGACA
Onychostoma macrolepis is the source of this 5747-nucleotide messenger RNA. RefSeq names its product SEC31 homolog A, COPII coat complex component (gene sec31a). Gene Ontology annotation, molecular function: structural molecule activity; protein binding. The transcript is spliced from 29 exons. The record is from RefSeq and is a predicted model, not a curated record. Bases 142 to 4797 code for a protein of 1551 amino acids. Gene Ontology annotation, cellular component: endoplasmic reticulum exit site; COPII vesicle coat. Gene Ontology annotation, biological process: intracellular protein transport; endoplasmic reticulum organization; endoplasmic reticulum to Golgi vesicle-mediated transport. Lineage: Eukaryota; Metazoa; Chordata; Actinopteri; Cypriniformes; Cyprinidae.